This is a messenger RNA of Danaus plexippus (monarch butterfly), 1342 nucleotides long. RefSeq names its product mitochondrial intermembrane space import and assembly protein 40. The transcript is spliced from 3 exons. Gene Ontology annotation, cellular component: mitochondrial intermembrane space. Gene Ontology annotation, molecular function: protein-disulfide reductase activity. NCBI's taxonomy places the organism in Eukaryota, Metazoa, Arthropoda, Insecta, Lepidoptera, Nymphalidae. Bases 423 to 854 code for a protein of 143 amino acids. The record is from RefSeq and is a predicted model, not a curated record. Gene Ontology annotation, biological process: protein import into mitochondrial intermembrane space.
CCUUAUUUGAAUAUCAACAUAAGUGAUAAGUCAUAACAUGGUUAUAACCUCAACUUCUUCGUGUUUGUAAGGUUUUACGUAAUAUCGUCAUUUUAUAUUUGAAAAUAUUUAAUCACAUAAUAAUUAUUUUAAUGUACAUGGAAUGAGCUCCCGAUAUUUUUAUUUGGAUGUAGAAAUUGAAUUAGCACACUCAGAUCGACCCGAGCUGUUAGUCCAGCAACAGGUCCAGGAGGCGGUGAAGCAACUGUUUGGAGCUAGCGGCGCGGGAAGCGUGAUUGACGUGCUAGCGUGAGGGCGGGGCGGGCUCUGCUCCGUGUACCACGGCCGCAGCUGAGGAGGCUCCGCGCGGCGCUGGCUCUGAGACCCACCGUGCGAGUGCGAGCGGAGGCCGCGUCGCUACAGGCGCUGGUGUAAGUAGCAACAUGGCGGAGGGCGGGCGGCGCGUGUGGGCCACCGGCUCGGGUGGCAAGGACGUGGUCGUGGUGGCGUCGCGGGCCGAGCUGGCGGCUCCCAGUACGGUGACUCUGCCGGAGCCCGAGCCGGCGCCGGGGCUGCUGCUCGCGGACGGCUCCAUCAACUGGGGUUGUCCCUGCCUCGGUGGAAUGGCCACGGGUCCCUGCGGUACUCAGUUUCGUGAUGCUUUCUCCUGUUUCCACUACAGUGAGGCAGAUCCGAAGGGCAGCGACUGUUACGAGAAGUUCAGUGUGAUGCAGGAGUGUAUGUCACAGUACCCGGAGCUUUAUGGGAAGGACGAGGACGAGGACCUGGCGGCUGCCCUGGACACGGCGGGGGUGGAAGCGAGUCGCGAGGAGGGGGGAGGGGGGGACCAGGACCGGGCCGGGGAGGGGAAGUAGCAGGGACGGAUGCUUUAUAAACACUGACAGUGCUGCGUGCCGUGAACAAAAAAUAAAUGCAUUGCCAACACUAACGACGUGACGCACAACCUUACAGUGACAACAAAUGUGCCGUCUGUGGCGUGACGCCUGACGUCUCUUGUAUGAUAUCUACAUAUUAAAUGUCAGUUGACUCUGUGUCUGUUAAACGUUACCAAUGCCUUGUUAAUAUAUAUAAUAAGCCGCGGGGUUCACGAUGUACUUCACGGAUCCUCUGAAGUAAUUUUAUCAAAACAGAUGUAAUUAAGGACUUGUGUAGUAGUUUACGAUUAGUUAGAAUUAGUAUUAGGUUUGUUCGGAAUACGGCUGCUUGCAGCUCAAUGUUUGAAAUAAAAUAUUUGGAGGAAUCUUUUUGUUUUCUUUCUCAUUAAAUUUGAUUAAAAAAUAUAAUGUUUACAUAUUUUUGUGACUGUGCGUGUUGUGUAUCUCUAUAUAUAUUUAAAAGGUAA